Molecule: messenger RNA, 2233 nt
Organism: Polypterus senegalus (gray bichir)
Lineage: Eukaryota; Metazoa; Chordata; Cladistia; Polypteriformes; Polypteridae
Gene: fam78bb
Product: family with sequence similarity 78 member Bb
Exons: 2
Coding region: 829-1614 (261 amino acids)
Source: RefSeq, a predicted model, not a curated record
UUUUUACGUUUCCAAAACUGCUUCAUUGAGCAUCAUCUCCCGGCAAGGAAACAAAGGUGUGACGCUGAUAAGAGAGGAUGAGUCAGGGGGAAGCCGAUGCAGAAGAGUGCGAAGCUGGAAGGACUGCGUUCAAUUGAAGCUGAGGCACCUUGCGUGCGCGGGUUGCUUGGUUUUUACGUCUGCACCUCAGAGAGAAAGGGACCUGCGCGACACCCGCAAUGAAAGAUGUCUUACAUCGCAGGUCGUCUGAACGUCGCUCCAACCGGUCCAUGUGCCACCGGUAAAUCUAGCCGGGGAUAUGAUGGUGAUGCAGGGGUCUCUGCCCUGCUGCUCUCGCUGUGCCCCCCGCCAUUCUCUAUGAUGUGCAAAACUGCCGCGCCGAUCUCCUUCUUCUCUUCACGUUGGCUUAUCUGUUCGGAGACAUGCUGACCUGGCUUCCUCUGCGCUGAUUUCCUGCUCUUUGUGAAAUGACAGCCAAGGGGAGACGAAAAAAGGGGCGCAGACCGGGAGCCGGACGUAUGGAUUUUAAAAGAAGGUUGAGCCGAUAAUAAAGCAAAAAGAGAGUGAAGCUUAAAGAGUCGACAGGGUGCCACAUAAAAAAGGAAGAAGGCAAAAGAGAUAAACGCACAAAGAGAAGCCGCUACCGCUGCCUCAGGAGAGAUCCGCUAUACGAGCUGCUUGGAAGCCAGCCAGAAAGGCAUCCCCGACUCCAUCCCCGUCUCUCCAGGAUUAUCCGUGGUUUGAUCGCUUCAUUCUCAUUGUAUUCGUGUUUAUUUGGUCUGUGACUCGCUCGCUGUGUUCACCCCCCAGAUCGCACACACCCAAACCAUGGGAUGCAUACAAAGCAUCACUUGCAAAUCGAGAAUCAAAAGGGAGAAUAUUGUGGUGUACGACGUAUCAGCAACCAUCGACCCCUGUCCAACGCUCAUCGAGGAGAACUCCCCGAUCGUGCUGCGCUACAAGACCCCGUAUUUCAAGGCGUCCGCCAGGGUAGUGAUGCCCGCUGUCCCACGCAACGAGACCUGGGUGGUCGGUUGGAUACAAGCCUGCAAUCAAAUGGAGUUUUACAACACCUACAGCGACUUGGGCAUGUCCAGCUGGGAGCUUCCAGAAUUGCGGGAAGGCAGAGUGAAAGCCAUCAGUGACUCGGACGGUGUCAGCUAUCCUUGGUAUGGUAACACAACCGAGACGGUGACUCUGGUGGGCCCCACCAACAAGAUUUCCCGUUUUUCAGUCAGCAUGAAUGACAACUUCUAUCCCAGCGUGACCUGGGCAGUGCCCGUCAGCGACAGCAAUGUGCCAAUGCUGACACGUAUCAAACGGGACCAGAGUUUCACUACUUGGCUUGUGGCACUCAAUGCCACCACCAAGGAAAAGAUUGUGCUUCAAACCAUUAAAUGGAGGAUGCGGGUGGACAUUGAAGUAGACCCUUCACAGCCUCUGGGGCACAGAGCAUGUCUAGUUGGUAGAGCACAGCAAGAGCAACCCCGGAUCCUGACCAGGAUGGAGCCAAUCCCUUCCAAUGCCCUCGUCAAGCCCAACGCCAAUGAUGCGCAAGUGUUGAUGUGGAGGCCAAAAAGAGGCAUCCCUCUCGUGGUCAUCCCUGCCAAAUAGCAGAGCCACAGUCCCACACGUUCACUUUCAAGUAUUGUGGAUAUCAAAGAACCACAGGAAGACGAUGUCUCUCCGUGCCUGCCUAGCUGUACCCUCCUGUGGGUAUCCAAGAAAUCUUGGUUAGCCAAGCAAGGACAAGGUGGAUGGGUUUGGAUGCUGAUUCACAUCAGUCCGUGGACUUGAAAUAAGCAGCACUGGACUGGAAUGGGCAGAUGGAGGAGAAGUAAGCAUGGAAAAUUCAUGUUGCUGGGCAACACACAACAAGGAAGGGACUGGUGUGAAGUUCGGGGGGGGAUUGGGGCAAACCGGUUUGAAAUGUAAGCUGAGAUGAACGACCGCUUAUGUGGGAAUACUUAAAAGAAGGACACAGAGACAGAUGCCUGAAACGGCUUUAGGAGAUGCACCAGCCAAGAGUUCAGCUUGCUUGCCAAUGACCACCGCGGGCUGCUGGAUAUGACCCUACUCAGGCUUUAACUCUUUCAGCGCCUAUGCUUUUCUUCGUUUGUUUGUUUGUUUUUCUAAAUUUUGUUUUGGUUUGGUCCAAGUGCCAAAGGUUUUGUGCUCAGUGGUCCCAUUCAUUUUGUGCUUAAAGAGGACACCAUUUGUUACUUUAAAAAAA